Solea senegalensis (Senegalese sole) is the source of this 2604-nucleotide messenger RNA. RefSeq names its product glutathione hydrolase 1 proenzyme-like. The transcript has 14 exons. Gene Ontology annotation, cellular component: plasma membrane. Bases 38 to 1894 code for a protein of 618 amino acids. Gene Ontology annotation, molecular function: glutathione gamma-glutamate hydrolase. The record is from RefSeq and is a predicted model, not a curated record. Gene Ontology annotation, biological process: regulation of inflammatory response; regulation of immune system process; glutathione catabolic process. NCBI's taxonomy places the organism in Eukaryota, Metazoa, Chordata, Actinopteri, Pleuronectiformes, Soleidae.
ACUGUUCCCACGCAGCUUUCUCUUUUUCCUCCCCCACAUGGCAGAUGUGAUUUUGCUGCAGCGCCGAAAGCCUUCAUUUUCUCGAUCGAGGUGGAGACACACGGUGACCAGCCUGUUCCUGAGGUUUCCUGAAAUAUCAAGGCAUAAAUCAAUUAUUGUUUACGGUUCCUGGGCUGUAAAAAUGGUCAGGGUCAAUAUAAUUAUAGCCGUGGCGAUUUUGCUUGUGGCAGCCGUCGCCACGUUUCUUGGCGUUUACUUCGGCGUGGGGAAGAGGAACUUGGGUCAGGCCGCGUACUGGAAGGCGGCCGUGGCGGCGGACGCUGGGCCAUGUUCGGACAUUGGCAGAGACAUUCUUUACAAAGGGGGAUCAGCAGUAGAUGCCUCUAUAGCUUCGUUGCUCUGUGUUGGACUCAUGAAUGCUCACAGUAUGGGCAUCGGUGGAGGACUCUUCUUCACCAUCUUUGAUGCAAAGACUGGUAAAGUUGAGAGCAUUGAUGCCAGGGAGACGGCGCCACGCAACGCUACAGAGUGCAUGUUUCGGAACAGUUCAGAUUUAUCCCAGAAUGGAGUGUUGUCAAUUGCGGUACCAGGGGAGAUUCGUGGUUAUCAGAUGGCAUACAAGCGACAUGGAAAAUUGCCUUGGAAAGACCUGUUCCAACCAAGCAUUGAACUCGCAGAAAAAGGUUUUCCUCUGGGCAAGGCACUCGCCUCUGCUCUGAUUAAACAAAGAAACACUAUCAUCAAGGACAAAGAUCUAUGUGAGGUGUUUUGUGGGGGAAAUGGUGACAUCCUGAGCGAAAAUGAAAUCAUCAAAUUCCCCAAACUUGCAGAAACAUAUCGGAAGAUCGCUGAAGACCCUAAUGUGUUUUAUGAGGGACAAAUGGCUCAGAAUCUUGUGACAGACAUCCAGGCAAAAGGCGGCAUCAUCACAAUAGAGGAUCUGAAGGAUUAUAAGCCUGUCUUGGAUGAGAAUCCUUUAAGGGUAGCUGUGGGGGAGUACAGCAUGGUCGUUCCAAACGCCCCAGCGAGCGGCCCAGUGCUCUCACUGCUAUUAAACAUCUUAAAAGGGUACAACUUUAGCCCAGAGAGUGUGGCAAGCACAGAGAACAAGAUCACGACGUACCAUCGCAUCGUGGAGGCCUUUCGCUUCGCUUAUGCAAAGAGGACUUUACUUGGAGAUCCUGCAUUCCUCAACAUUACAGGCCUUAUCCAGAAUUUGACUUCACCUACCUAUGCCAGUGAGCUCCAGAAAAAGAUUACAGAUGAAACCACACAUCCGAUGAGCUACUAUGAGCCAGAGUUUUAUCUGCCUGACAACCACGGCACCUCACAUUUAUCUGUAGUCGCAGAAGAUGGAAGUGCUGUGGCAGCGACCAGCACCAUCAACCAUUUUUUGGGCUCCAAGGUCAUGUCAGGAUCAACUGGAAUACUUCUUAAUAAUGAGAUGGAUGACUUCAGCUCCCCACACAUCACAAACGGCUUUGGAGUGCCUCCUUCACCCAACAACUUCAUUAGGCCAGGGAAAAGGCCAAUGUCAUCAAUGUGUCCAACCAUCAUCUUUGAUAAAAACAAGUCAGUCAAGAUGGUGGUCGGAGGCUCAGGAGGAACAAAAAUCACCACUUCUAUCGCUCAGGUGAUUCUAAAAGCACUGUUCUUUGACUACGAUGUGGAAAAAGCCGUGUCAGAGCCAAGGCUCCACAACCAGCUGAGUCCCAACACAACUGUCGCCGAGCAGGGCUUCGACAAAAGCGUCCUCGAUGGCCUGGCACAAAAAAAACACCACACCGAGUUUCUCAGCUCAUCGGGGGCUGUGGUGCAGGCGGUGGUGCGCUAUAAGGACGGACUCCGAGCUCAGUCAGACCACCGCAAGUUUGCAUACGCUGCAGGAUACUGACGUUGUAAAAAACACACACAUCUGAUUGUAACACAGAGAAAGUAGUCGCGUGAAUGUUGACUCCAGUGGCAGCCGAGAGAUUAGAGACGCCAUAAAGAGCCACCCAGUGACCACUGUCUGUUGUCUUGGGCAACAAUGAAGUUAGAAUACUGUCUUUGUACUAACGUGUAAGUCAGAUAACGGACCACUGGGUCCACUGUUUGGUCUCAGUCUUAAGUUGACUCUGAAUGUUGACUCUUAUCCUCUUAUUAAUGUAAUAAAGACACACACAAGACAUUAUUUUACCACUUUAGUGACAUUUAGGUUUAUUUAAGUUGAAAUUAGGAUAACUAAGGUACCUGUAAAUGUUGAAAUGAUUACUCUCUGUAGAAACGGUGUGUUUGGUUUUCACAGUCUCAGUCACGCCAUAAAUAUUUAUGAUUUCUACCUAUUUAUGAAACCCACUGUCAUGAGCUGCAUGAAAGGGGGGGAAAAAGAAAGGAUCUUUAUUGUCAUUACACAAAUGAAAUUGCACAACAAGGUCAGAUGGAGGGUUGAUCAGAGCCGUGAUGACUGAGUGCCUCCACAAUGGACAAAACUUGACCGGAAAGUUGUCUGUCGUUGCAAAACAUUGAAGAUACAUGUGACAUGUGAAGUAAUAACAUGCAGCUGCACUAUUAUAUGAAAGAAUACAAAUAAAAAUCAAUAAAAAACAGGAUCUCUUUUUAGAA